Molecule: messenger RNA, 315 nt
Organism: Rotaria sordida
Lineage: Eukaryota; Metazoa; Rotifera; Eurotatoria; Philodinida; Philodinidae
Source: the annotation of a GenBank genome assembly
AUGUAUGAAAAUGAAGUUCAAUGUUUUCAAGAUAAGCCAACCUGUCCAACAAAAAUUAUGUGUGUUUGUCGAGAAUGCGUUUAUGGUACACAAUAUCAAUUCACAACACAACAGUUUGGUCUAUCACCCGAUGCAAUUUUAGGCUUUAGUAUUAUUGUAGCAUCAAUAAUGUUUUGUGUUGGUUUAAUUUCUGUCAUUUUAUCGAUUUUAACUUUUCGAUCGAAAUCAAAUCAAAAAUUUGGUUGUGGAAUUUAUCUUCUUGUAUCAUCUACGACAUCAACUCUAACUAUUAUUGGUUUAAAUUUAAAAUUAUGA